AGGCGCAGUGCGCACCGUCCGGGAAGGCCCGGGUUUUGUUUGUGGGCGGUGCGCCAGGAGCCCGGGAAAAGUGGCAAUGGCGGCACCGUGCGCGCCCCCCCGGCUGGUGCUCCGGCGGAGGAGGCCGGUGGCUGCUGACAGGGGGCGCCGGACACUGGGAGUGUGUGGCAUGCACCCAGAUCACCAGGAAGCUCUAAAAAGGAACCGCGUGGAGCUGGCCAAACAGCUGGUCCUAAGCGAACUGCUGGAACACCUCUUGGAGAAGGACAUCAUCACCUUGGAGAUGAGGGAGCUCAUUCAGGCCAAGGUGGGCAGUUUCAAUCAAAAUGUGGAACUCCUCAACUUGCUGCCCAAGAGGGGUCCUCGGGCGUUUGAGGCCUUCUGUGCAGCCCUGAGGGAGACCAAGCAGGACCACCUGGAGGACCUACUGCUGGCCACCCUCUCGGGCCUGCAGCACGUUGCCCCUUCCAUCCGGAGCCCAAGAAAUCUGAGCUGUGACUACGACUUGAGCCUCCCUUUCCCAGUGUGUGAGUCCUGCUCCCCCCACAAGCGGCUCUGCCCAGCCACAGACACGGCGGAACAUUCCAUGGACAAUGGAGAUGGUCCUCCCUGCCUGCAGGUGAAGCCUUGCACUCCCGAAUUCUAUCAGACGCACCACCAGCUGGCCUAUCGGCUGCAGUCUCGGCCUCGUGGCCUGGCCCUGGUGCUGAGCAACGUGCAUUUCACGGGCGAGAAAGACCUGGAGUUCCGCUCGGGAGGGGACGUGGACCACAGCAUGCUCGUCACCCUCUUCAAGCUCCUGGGCUACAAGAUCCAAGUGCUGCUGGACCAGACGGCGCAGGAAAUGCAGGAAGGGCUGGAGACCUUCUCCCAGCUCCGCGCUCACCGCAGCACCGACUCCUGCAUCGUGGCUCUGCUCUCUCACGGCGUGGACGGCGGCGUCUACGGCGUGGACGGCAAGCUGCUCCAGCUGCAGGAGGUCUUCCGGCUCUUCGACAACGCCAACUGCCCGAGCCUGCAGAACAAGCCCAAGAUGUUCUUCGUCCAGGCCUGCCGAGGAGAAGAAACUGACCGCGGGGUGGACCAGCAGGAUGGAAGGAGCCAGGCCGACUCCCCGAAGUGCCAGGAGAGCGACGGUGGGAGGGAGGAGCUGCUGAAGGUGCGACUGCCCACCCGCUCGGACAUGAUCUGCGGCUUUGCCUGCCUCAAAGGGACCGCCGCCAUGCGCAACACCAAACGGGGGUCCUGGUACAUCGAGGCGCUCACGCAAGUGUUCUCCGAGCACGCCUGUGACAUGCACGUGGCCGACAUGCUGGUGAAGGUGAACGCGCUCAUCAAGGAACGCGAAGGCUACGCUCCGGGCACCGAGUUCCACCGCUGCAAGGAGAUGUCCGAGUACUGCAGCACCCUGUGCCGGCACCUCUACCUGUUCCCCGGCCACCCUCCCACGUGACGAUGCCGACUUCCCUCCUUCCCCCACUGGCCACUGGCUGCGGGAGAGCCUUUCCUCCUGAGGACUCACUGUGUCCAUCCUUCCCUCAGGGACCUGGACUCUCCCAGGCAUGUCUGUCUGGAGGUGGCAUCAUCUCUGUCCCGAGGACGGGAAUGUCGGGGCUUCUGACUCUGGAGGCUGGACCCUGUCCCCAGAGUGGCUGCCCCGAUGAUGCCCAGGCCGUGUCUUCCUCAUCAGGAGAGGCCGGCAGCCUCCCUCCAUGAUCCCCCUCGGCCCCUGCCCCCCUGGACUUGGACACAGCACUUGGGGGGAUGGCUUCCAUAAGUUCCAUCAGUGAAGACAGCCCAGAGGUCCUCCUUCCCAUCCCAGCUCCAUUUAUUCUGGGUGGAAUUUGCACAGUGCCCUGAUGUAACGUCGCCAUUCAUUAAUUUGACUGGAAACACACCCACCGUCAUGUGUGCAGAAGCAGCCUGGCUUCCCUCUCAGUGCCGUGAGGCCACCCUGUGGGGGGACAGACGGUCUCCCCACUCCUGACUCCUUUGGGCUCAAGGAAUCCAGUCUCUGCAGAGUUCAGGGUUUAGGUGGCUCCUGUUCAUAACUGUUGGCCUUUGCCCCGGAAAUUCCAGUGGCCUUGUUGUUCCUGGAACAUUGUUUCUGGGUUGAGCCCAGAGUGACGCAGAGGCAGCGCUUCCCCUGCUCUAUCCCCUGGCCCUUGGUCUGCUGUCUCUCUCUCUCUCUCUAGAAGGUCCCUUGCCAGCUUCUUUCUGGCUGUUGGGGCUGAGGCAGAGCACCUCGUUCCUGCCUGUUGCUCUGGUGUUGAGUCCUAACCCUCUGGCUUUAUGUGGCUGGUUGCCCCUUCUUUCUGUUUCCGGGAGCCCGUGGCUACCUGUGUUUCUCUAGUAGCCUCCUUUGCUUGUGAAUCUCCCUUUUCAAGGCCUUCUCUUUUAUUUCCAUUCUUAACUUUUGAAAACAGACGUGGAUUUGAGAGGUUUUACAGAUAGAUGAGAUCAUCUCACUCCCCUGCUAGAAACCCUUUGGUCUUACCCCUCACAUCUCAGAUAGUCCAUGCUCCUUACUUCAGCCUCCAGGAGAGCUACUAAGUAAGAUCCAGCCCCCACUUCCCCAGUGGGACUUGGCAAAAUCCACACCUUCCCUGCCUCAGCCCCACGGCUUCCUGUUUGUCUCACUCUGAGCUCUUACCUGUCUAGACCAUCACAGGCUGAGCUCUAGGCCUCGCCACUCUGGGCCUGGGGCCCCCACCAGCAGUCACGUCGGCUUAAGCGCCACCCUUGCAUAGAGGCCUCUCGGACCAUCCGUCCUCUAAGCAGUCUUCCCCGUCUUUAUUGAUGUGUCCUGUUUAUUUCCCUCAGAGCACCUGCCAAAGUCAUGGUUAGAUGCUUGUUUGCUUCACUUGCUCAGCCUGUCCCCCACAAGGCUGGGGACACCAUGAGGGCAAAUGCCUUGUCUCUCUCUCCUUGCUAUUAUCAUGCUGUGUGUGAGCCCUGGUCUUGGCGUUCAACCAUCUUUACACAUUGCCCCCUCCUGACAGCAUUUUAGUAUCUGUGCUCUGUAUUCUAUGCAUGUUUUGUCUUAUCCACUGGCAUUUGCUCCUGAAGUCAAAUGUUAUAUGUGAGACCAUUGUGCGCGCGCACACACACACACCGCUGGGGCCUGCCCCAGUGCUCGGCCCAGAGUGGUUCCGGUGCUCAGUAAAUACUGGUUCUGUGAGCCAGGCAGUUCUGAGACUUGCUGUCAAGUCACACCCUCUGGCCAGCAUCCUUUGAAGGAUCUGGGUGAUACAGCCUUUCCACUCCCACUGCCAGGAUUCUGUAUUGCCGUCAGGUGCCAAAUGAACUCUGGUAUUUAUUACUGAGAUCUGUUCUGGAAACAUGUUUCGAUCUCUCCUUCCUUCACACCGUUUUCCUCACCACCUCACAGGACCACCCCCAAGACGGGCACCCUUUAUUUUUUAGUUUAUUAUUAUUUUUUUAUUAUCUGUAUUUAUUUAUUGGAUAGAGACAGCCAGAAAUCGAGAAGGGAGGGAGUGAUAGAGAGGGGGAGCGACUGCCACCUGCAGACCUGCUUCAUCACUCACAAAGCUUUUCCCCUGCAGGUGGCAACUGGGGGCUCAGACCUGGGUCCUUGAGCACUGUAACAUGUGUUCAACCAGGCACAUCACCAUCCAGUCCCCCUUUACUCUUUAAUGAGCGAGGACAGACACCGAGCACCUGUGGCUGAAUGUAGAGCCUCCUCUCUGCAAGCCCUGCAUCCUGCCAUGGGGCCAGCUCCCCAGUUGGUCCCUGAAGGGGAAGUUCCGGUGCUGUGGUGUCUCCCUCUGUGAAUGAAAAAGUUGCCCCUGAGCAGAGUGACACACUAACACAAUGGCUUGACUCCGCCAAAAAAUAAAAAAUAAGUUGUUAGCAAGUUCUGUUGGAUCUGGAUCACUGAGAUUAUAGGGUAGAGUCUGGAGAACGGGCUGGAACGGGUUGAGGAACACCCCCCAUCUCACUUGGCCCUGCUGGCGCUGAAGGGCAUUGAGAGCAGGUGUGGGUGGUGAGAGGUCUAGAACCCGGCAGUGGGCUGUAAACCAGGACUCCCUGUGCGGUGGAUCUAGGGCUGUGGAGGUAAGUGUGCCAGUGUAGACAGGCUGUAGCUCCUGGAGGUCCCCGGGGUGGGGUGGGGGGGGCGGUAGCAGCCACAGACCCACGAGAGGGUGUUGAGGAUGGUGGAAAAAUUGGAAGGGGAUUCAGCUGCUGUAGAGAAACAUGCAAAAAGGCCGAAGCAGCGUGUUGAUGCUGUGAGUCACAAAAUCUCUGGGAGGGGGGUAGGUAGCAUAAUGGUUAUGAAAGAGUCUCAUGCCUGAGGCUCUAAAGUCUCAAGUUCAAUCCUCUGCACCACCAUAAAACCAGAGCUGACGGGGUCGGGUGGUAGCGCAGCGGGUUAAGCGCACGUGGCACAAAGUGCAAGGACCGGCAUAAGGAUCUCGGUUUGAGUCCCCGGCUCCCCACCUGCAGGGGAGUCCCUUCAGAGGUGGUGAAGCAGGUCUGCAGAUGUCUAUCUCCCCCUCUCUGUUCCCCUCCUCUGUCCAUUUCUCUCUGUCCUAUCCAACAACAGCUAUAACAACAACCACAGGGGCAACAAAAUGGGGAAAAUAGCCCCCAGGAACAGUGGGUUUAUAGUGCUGGCCCGAAGGAAAAAAAAAACUCAAAGACAAAGUGUAGGAAAAGUUAACAAUUUAAUGGGUUGGGCCACGCUCAGCAGAGAACACAUCUAACCUGUGCAAGGGCCAAGUCCCUGCCGGCAGGAUGUGGCUACACACGUGCUGAGGCAGUGCUGUGAGAGUGUAUUUCCCCUUCCCUCUGAAUUUCUUUCUCCCCCCCC
Messenger RNA from Erinaceus europaeus (western European hedgehog), 4834 nucleotides. It is a transcript of the gene CASP2, whose product is annotated as caspase 2. Gene Ontology annotation, molecular function: cysteine-type endopeptidase activity. NCBI's taxonomy places the organism in Eukaryota, Metazoa, Chordata, Mammalia, Eulipotyphla, Erinaceidae. Bases 77 to 1453 code for a protein of 458 amino acids. The record is from RefSeq and is a predicted model, not a curated record. Gene Ontology annotation, biological process: regulation of apoptotic process; proteolysis. The transcript is spliced from 11 exons.